AAUAAAAUAGGACCCACCACCUAUACUUUAGCUAUGCUUUAACAAUUGCUCAAUAUCAUGAUGUUGAGUUAGUGGCACCGAAAAGCAGCAUGAGGAUUGAUUUGUUGUAAUAGAGUUACAGGUGUAUAAUGCCGUUAUGCACACUUCUCUGACCAUCUCCCCCAACACACACACACGGUUAGAGGGAAAACAGCAACACACUCAACACCCACCCAACUUCAUCUAUAUCUCUCUCUACUCUCUCACAGUCACAAUUUCAACACAUAGUGGUAAGGGGAGUGAUGGCUAAGAUAGCAUCAUCAUCUAUGGCGAAGUUGAGCAUUCAUGAGUUGAGUGUCCUAAUAAUAAUAACAAGCUUUGCAAGUAGUGUCAUCUCCACCACCACUGAGUCCGUGAAACCCACAAAGAAGUCGACUUUGUUCGUGUUCGGAGACUCGCUAUUCGAUCCAGGAAACAACCAGUACAUCAAUGGAAGCAAACCAGGUGCUUCCAGUUAUUACCCAUAUGGACAAACCUUCUUCAAUCAUCCCACUGGUCGACUCAGCGAUGGUCGUAUUAUCCCUGAUUUCAUCGCACUGUUUGCAAAGCUGCCUAUGUUGACACCAUACCUGCAAUCUGGUGGUUGGAUUUGUGUUCUGCCGACGGUGGAGGUAUCUCUACUUCAGUCUCGGUUUGGUCAUUUUGUGCUAUGUUGGAGCUUUGGUUUAUAACAGAUUGCUGGACUAAGUUGGUGCAUUACGGUUUGCUCGAGGUUAAUGCUCGGCUGUUGCUAAAAUGAGCAAACUCAAGGUGGAGAGAUAAAGUUGGUCAGUUUCGAUGCCAACGUUUCUGUGUUGGUGAAGUUCUGGUGUUGUUGCUAACAACUUUGGGUUCUCCGUGAUUCACCUACUGAUGCAGCCAGUCCGUGGGCUGUAUGUAUGGAAGAAGAUGGUGGUUGUGUACCGCCGGAGUUUUUGUUGACACCGGUGAAAUAGCGUCUUUGGUACAUAACCUGGGGUCUCUCUCACGGGGUGAUUGAGGGGAUGGGCGGACAACAACUGUGUUUUCCCCACUUGGGCCGUGUUGGUGCCUUGGAGAAUGGGUAGGUGCUUUUGGUGGGCUUUGGUUGCUUACAAUAAGUGGGUUGAGGUUUGCUUUUGUUGAAAAACGUAAAGAGUGGGCUGUGGGGCCCAUUUAUUGUUACUUAGUUGGUGCGCCAUAUUUCGACAAAAUGGGCUGCGCCUAGGAUAUCUCUUUAUCUUUAGGGAGACUUACCAGCCGGUUCCAUGGAAACAAAUUAAUACCCACAAAGUCUUACCCUAUUUUAGUUUCUAAUUUUACCCCUGAAGUCACACCACACGCGUGAAUCAAAAAAUAUAUCACGAGGCCUCCCCUAUGCGCGUGAAACACACGCUCCUUCUCAAUUGUUCUGAUUUGGAAACUAUUCUGAGGCGAUUUGGAAACCAUUCUGAGGCGAUUUGCGAUUUGGAAAUCGAAACGAACGAAGAGAUUUUCCCUGUAUCUCAAAUCGUUUACAAAGAAAUCACCUCUGUUUCGAUCAAUAAUCUGAUUCCGAACAGAUCCCCAGCAAAUCCUUCACCGUUUCGAUCUAUAUUCCUUGUUUGGUUCAUCUUCAACAAACAUGCGAAUGAAACGUGAGUCGUAUUCAUCUUCCGUUCGUCUUUUAUAACUAUAAUUAAGUGAUAUUGAACUUCAUAAUAAUCACAUCUUCAUGUUCAUUUCCUAUACAAUAACAGAUUUGCUUAUUUUUCCCAAUUCAGUGAGAAAAUUUUCUAUAAGAAUGAUAGAUUUGCUUAACUUUCUUAAUUGAGUCAUAAAAUUUGUUAUAAUGAUGGAUUUGCUUCCCUUCUUCGUUCAUAACUAUAAUUGAGUUAUAAAAUUCGCUAUACAAUGAUGGAUUUGCUUACUUUUGCUAAUUCAGUGAUAAAAUUUGAUAUACAAUAACAGAUUUGAUUACUUUGCCCAAUUCUGUGAGAAAAAUUGCUAUAAGAAUGGUAGGUUUGCUUAAUUUUCCUAAUUGAGUGAUAAAAUUUGUUAUAAUGAUGGAUUUGUUUCUCUUCUUAUUUCAUAACUAUGGAUUUGCUUCCCUUCUUCUUUCAUAACUAUAAUUGAGUAAUAAAAUUUGACUUAAAGCUAUUUUCAAUGUGUAUCAUACAGUACUAAUUUAUGAGGGAUAUUCAACUUCAUUAUAAUCACAUCUUCAUGUUCAUUUGCUAUACAAUGAUGAAUUUGCUUACUUUUGCUAAGUCAGUGAUAAAAUUUGCUAUACAAUGCCAGAUUUGCUUAAUUUGCCGAAAUCAGUGAGAAAAUUUGCUAUAAGAAUGAUAUAUUUGCUUAAUUUUCCUAAUUGAGUGAUAAAAUUUGUUAUAACGAUGGAUUUGCUUCCCUUCUUCUUUCAUAACUAUAAUUGAGUGAUAAAAUUCGACUUGAAGCUAUUUUGAAUCUGUACCAUACAGUAUUAAUUUAUGAGUGAUAUUCAACAUCAUAACAAUCACACCUUUAUGUUCAUUUUCUAUUCAAUGAUGCAUUUUCUUACUUUUGCUAAUUCAGUGAUAAAAUUUGCUAUACAAUUGUUUUCAUCUUCAUCAUGAUACUUCAUGUUCUUUUGCAAUUUGGAAUCUAAACUUUGCUAUACACUUAUAUAUUUGCUUAAUUUGCAUAAUAGAUUAAUAAAUUCUUCUUAGUUUGCCUAGUUUAGUGAUAAAAUUCUUCUUAAUUUUCAAUGUUCAUACUCAAUGUUUUUGUAUAGAUGUUGCUAGUCAUCAUAAAAGAUUACGUCGUUGAGAAACAAGUUUCUCAAAGAAGAAAAAGAUUGAAAAAGUUGAGUUUGUUAUAGAGCCAACAACACAUGAAAGUGAAAAUCAACUACAAGUUAAACCUGAAUCUAACAUUGACAAUGAGGAGCCCAAACAGGAACAACUGAAACAACUUACAGAGCUCCACAAACCGAGAGGGAAGAAAAAAAUUGAUGGAAGAAAAACUAGGACUGAACAGAUACAUGAUAAUGAAGCAAAAUAUGUCUACCGUUCCAACAUUCAAUCUCUUAUCAAAUUUUUCAAGACAACAAAACUCAGAGAGGAGCAUUUCACAGUAUUGAGAAAGACACCUUUUUCACUUCUGGUUGAUACAUUGAGUGAAAACAAGGUUAAAAGAAGAGAUUCAAUUAAAUAUGAUGAUGUGGUUGCAAAAAUUUUACAAACUUACCAAAUUGAUGGAACCACAUUUGAAAUUGCUGGGAAGAAGCUGAAGUUGAAAAGAAAUGACUUCAAAUUAAUUUUUGGGAUUACAUGUGGACAAAAGAAGAUGUAUCUUGCAUACGGAAGAAAAAAUAAGGUAGCUAUGAUGCAAAAAAGAAAAAUAACCGAGAGCAGAAUGACAAGCGCUUCAAUCCAAAAGUUGAUAAUGAAACUUUUGAGAAGUAACAACAAUGAAGAUGUAGAAGAUGUCGUUAGGUUUGUGUGCCUUUUGGUUUGUUUACUUUUGUUGUAUCUGGGUACUGGGACAACAACUGGUUGGCGGUUCAUGAAAUACCUCGAGAAUAUUGACGAAAUGAAGUCUUAUGAUUGGUGUGGCGCAGCAAAAGAACAUCUUACAAGAUCAAUAGCAACGCAACAUCAACCAAAUUGAUAGAGUGUGCGGAUGUGUGAUCAUCUUAUUGUAUUGGAUAUGUGAGCGUGCAAAGAUCAUCAAACCAAAUGACAAGAACCCAAUCCCAAGAUUUGCAAGAUGGAACAUUACACAUCUGGGACAACAAUUGGCAAAGUCAUCCUUACAUGAUCUGAAACAUAUCGAGGAGAGCAAUUUGAAAGACACAAUUGAAGAAUAGAACAUAUACAAACAAUUGUAACCACAAACAGAUGAUGAGCAUGAAGAUGAAGAAUGUAACUUUGAGGAACAAGAGGAGACUGAAUUAUCUGAAAAGGAAGAAUAACCAAUUAUCACAAAGAUAUUCAGUCUCAGUCCAGGAAGAAAUUCACCGAAUCCCAAGCAUCAAACAGGUGCUCGAGAAAAGAGGAAAUCAACAACAUUGCAAUAAAAAAAGAAUGCAAGAAGGAAAGCCAACUUUCAGCACGAAACUGAAGAAGGUCCAGUUCAUGUGCAAAGAAAUGAGCUUUCUAUUGACAACCUAGAAAAUGAUGAAGAAGAAACAAUGAUCAAACAGAAAGUUGGUCCAGCAACUUCCCCGGGAUUCAAGCAUCAAACACCGACUGAAAAGAGGAAAGCAAAAAGGAAACUUGCCUAUGAAACAAAUAUCUACCAUGUGAAAAUUAAUGAACAUACAUUUCAGAAACUAGAAGAGAAUGUCCUGAUAAUCCAAAGGCUAGAAAUGGAGAAGGCAAGAAUCCAAGCAGAAAAUGAUGAGCUUAAGGACCAACUCAUAAAGCUUAGUAAACAAAUGGAAGAACAAAGCAAGAAAGCAAAGAUACAAAUGGAAGUGAAAGAUAUGGAAAUGGUGCUACUUAAUGAGAGAAUUGCAAUGUUGGUUGAAUCAAAUCUCUACCUGGACAGUGAAGAAGAACAAAUCGCAGUUGAAGUUGAAGCCACCACUCCCAAAACAUCGCCUCUUGUGAGCUCAAUGAUAAAAAGGGUGAAAAAUAGAGAAACAAGAAAAGAGCACAAAGAUCCAGAUUUUUGGUACAUGACGAAAAGACAACCAAAGCAGAACAAGACAGUUGAUGAAGUAGAACCAAUGGUUGAAGAAAGUGCAAAGACCAGAAAAGAAGAGCCGACACAACAUCAACAUCCAACAAAACAAAUUGACACUUCCUAUCCAGUGUUUCACAAAUUGCCAAAGAAAUCAAGGAUGAAACUCACUAGUCUUUGGGCAACAAAAACCAGCAGUUAUCCAAUCUUACAAGGAAAGGAAGUAGGCAGCUAUUUGUACUUGGAUGAUAUUGACAAAAUAGUCAAAUGCGAAGAACUUUCUGGAAAUGCAAUAAAUGAAUACAAGGAAAUCUUAAUGAUAGAAGAGCAACCGAAACCAAAGUUCAGCCUCAGCUCACAAGCAGGAACAACAUAUAUAUUUACUACAUCAUGCCAUUAUUUGUUCACCACAAAGGAUGAGGCAGAAACAAAUCAAUUGUUGAACAACAUGAUGUUAGAAGCUUUCAAGGAAAGAUAUCUUAUUUUCCCAAUUUUCAAUGAAAAGCAUUGGACAUUGUUGGUACUUGAUACUGAAAAUGGCUCAUGGAAGUUUUACAAUUCAAUGAGACCAAGCACAGAAACAGAUAACCACUUAAAUGAGGCAAACAAAGUGAGAAAGGUUAUUGAAAAAUACCUUCAACAUCACAAUCCCAAACUCAUUGAAGGUAACAAGUUUCAUGAAGAAACAGAAAUUGCAAUGAAUUGUCCCCAGCAAGUUGAUCAUUCACUUGAUUGUGGCGUCAUAGUUUGUUACCUUAUGAGAGACUAUAUGUCUGUAACAAAGACAUCUUUCCAAACUUAACAAAGGAGGAGUGCCACCAAAUCAGAGCAGAUAUCAUAGAGGCUUUGUUGACUAACCAACAGACAGACACCCAGCAAAUCGUUGAUGAGGCAAUAGAAGCGGUGCUUGAAGACAAGGAGUUUUGGGACACAAUACACAAUGAUAACAAUGCUUGAAUAAUUUUGGACAAACUUUAUAAUCAUUUUGGUUCUUACUUUGCUUCAAUGAAUAUUACAAUGCUUGGUUGUUACAAUGUCAAAUUUGCUUCAAUGAAACAUUCAGUCUUUUUUAACCAUAU
This is a messenger RNA of Camellia sinensis, 5723 nucleotides long. The record is from RefSeq and is a predicted model, not a curated record. NCBI's taxonomy places the organism in Eukaryota, Viridiplantae, Streptophyta, Magnoliopsida, Ericales, Theaceae.